Molecule: messenger RNA, 1100 nt
Organism: Trypanosoma cruzi
Lineage: Eukaryota; Euglenozoa; Kinetoplastea; Trypanosomatida; Trypanosomatidae
Exons: 1
Source: RefSeq, a predicted model, not a curated record
AUGUUUUGGUUUCAGAGUUUAUUAUUUGCCCUGUUUGCUGGGCUUCUUUUUUCCUUCACGUCAAGCGUGGUUGUUGCCAUGCCGUUAAGGUACAUGGUAGAAACCGUUUCUGGAAUCACGGGCUCCAUUGGACAUGCUAACGGUGGGCCCGGUACAUCGCUGCUAACGAGACCGUCGGCAAUUUGUCAAGGCCGCAAUGAGGACGAAUUACUUUUUGGUACACAAGGGUACUUCCGUAACUUCUCGCGCAGCACGAAGAUGACGGGUAUACUCAUUGGGGACGGCACAGCGCAGAUUUUGGAUGGGACAUGGAGCCAAGCACGGAUUGACGGUCCAAGGGGUUGUGUGCGGGGGAUAUUCAGCCAAAAAAUGAUUGUUUACUUUGUAGAGGGUCAAAGUAGUCUUCGUUACUUUACCAGCGAUUAUGUACACACCGUGAUGAUAUCCAUCAAUCUGUUCUUUACCGAUGUGAAGCUCUAUGAAGGUAAGCUUUAUAUGACGGAGCAAACUAAGGACGAGGUCUGGGGAUGCGAUAUUGAUGCGGAUGGAGCCCCCGUGUCAUGUGCCUUGAAGACUGGCUUUAAAUGCGAUUACGGGAAGUAUCAUGGCAUCACCGUCACAAAGCAGGGUGUCUUUGUUGUGGGUGAAUCCGCUGCAGGCAUCUGCCAUUUUGACAUGCAUGGAAAUAAACUUUCUGUUCUUGGAGGAAAUUACAUUGAUGUUUUUAGUCUGCCCUCCGAUGAGUUGUACAUCAUGUCAUACACCGAGCUCUUUCACCUCCGUGUCAUUGGCUCUGCAAUGGUGGUGGAAAAAUUUGCGGGUCGUGCGGAUGCCACAUGUCCGCCGCUUAUUGACGGCUACGACUUUACGUUAUGCAAGAAUUUACGUCUCUUUGUGAUUGAUCAGAGUGAAAUGUACCUUGCGACUACCCUAAACACAGUGCGCUCUGUGACCCUUCCGCCGGCAAUUGUGUGGAUGGAGCUUCCGCCCCCGCCUCUGCCGAUUGGAUACCCCGAUGAAUAUGAAGUCAUGAAGAGGAUUAUCCAACUCAUGAAUGAGGAACUCAAUGAGCAUUUGAGGACAAAUGGCACAUAUGUGUC